Messenger RNA from Amyelois transitella, 1070 nucleotides. Its product is annotated as aldo-keto reductase AKR2E4. The coding region runs from base 54 to 986 and encodes 310 amino acids. The record is from RefSeq and is a predicted model, not a curated record. Lineage: Eukaryota; Metazoa; Arthropoda; Insecta; Lepidoptera; Pyralidae. The transcript has 7 exons. Gene Ontology annotation, molecular function: aldose reductase (NADPH) activity. Gene Ontology annotation, cellular component: cytosol.
CCAACGCCUUAGUACGAGUUCGUCAGUACAUUGACAUUAUUUGUUUGAGUAACAUGCGUGUCCUUAUAUUAAUAUGUGGAAUUGGUAUGGCGUUGGCCGCAAAGGCGCCUCUAAAGGUGCUAAACGACGGCAAUAAAAUGCCUAUCGUGGCUUUGGGAACGGGCCGUGGAACCGCGCAAAAUAAGCCUGUGGAGGAAGUACGGGACGCAGUUUUCUGGGCCAUAGAGGCCGGCUAUCGUCAUAUAGAUACCGCUGUGCUGUACAACGAUGAGGUGCAAGUAGGUCAGGGUGUGGCCGAAGCCAUCAAAAAGGGAAUAGUUACCAGGGAACAGAUGUUUAUAACGACAAAGUUGCCGAACGACAGACACCCUCGUGAUCAAGUUGUCACCACUCUGAAGGAAUCUCUGGGAAGACUGGGAAUGGACUAUGUCGAUCUGUUCUUAAUCCACUUUCCUCUAUCCACCAAGAGCGAUGGAUCUUCAGAUAACAUAGACUACCUAGACACCUGGAAAGGCAUGGAGGACGCAAAGGAACUAGGACUCGCCAAGUCAAUAGGAAUCUCUAAUUUUGGCGAAGCCCAAGUCGACAGGCUUCUCGCUAAUUGUAAAAUUAAGCCUGCUGUCAAUCAGAUUGAGGUAAAUCCCACUAUGACAUCUGAGCCUUUGGUAGCCCACUGCCAGAGCCUUGGGAUCGCUGUGAUGGCGUACAGUCCAUUCGGAUUCCUGGUGACCCGGACUCGCCACAACUCCACUGGCCCACCACCGAGAAUCGAUGACUCCACCUUGAACAAGAUAGCUCAAAAGUAUGGGAAAACGACGAGCCAAGUCGUCUUAAGAUAUUUGAUUGACCGAGACCUCAUUCCCGUGCCGAAGUCCACAAACAAGGACCGCAUCGCUCAGAACAUAGACUUGUUCGACUUCAAACUCACAGCCGAUGAAGUGAACUCAAUCAGCCGCUUCAAUAGAAACGUCAGCGUGUUUGACUAAAAAGCUGCAGCUUUUUUCUUUUGGGACGUUCACCAAAGCGCGUCCAGAAGCUUCUACGCAUAAUUGAAUAAAUAAAAGUCAUAA